Homarus americanus (American lobster) is the source of this 3499-nucleotide messenger RNA. Its product is annotated as glutamate receptor ionotropic, kainate 2-like. The record is from RefSeq and is a predicted model, not a curated record. Lineage: Eukaryota; Metazoa; Arthropoda; Malacostraca; Decapoda; Nephropidae. The transcript is spliced from 12 exons. Gene Ontology annotation, molecular function: glutamate-gated receptor activity. Gene Ontology annotation, cellular component: membrane. Bases 39 to 2171 code for a protein of 710 amino acids.
AUCCAGUUUUACGUGGUGUGGGUGAGGAGCCGCCAGCAAUGUGGAGACUAGACGGGUGUGGUGGGCUGGUGGUGGUGGUCCUGGCAGCCUCACGCCCCCAGCCCUCUACCACUGCCGGUCCUGUUGUCCUGCCAACUGACCACUCUGAUGUUACCUCGGCAAUAGAUGACGUCAGCUUCAAAGUGACUCAUUUCCAUAUCAGUCCUCCUAAUCAUCUGAUCAACACUACCUCACCUACAAGAACUAUGCAAAGCGCAUUAUCUACCAGGAAGUUUCCAGCCUCGCUCUUGCUCACUGUUGGCGCCAGAGAGCGAGAGACAAACCUGGUGACUGUUGGUCAGUACUUGACGCCCCUUGAGAAGGAGGAGACCCUGGCAACUAUGUUGAUGACCUUCGUUAACACAGAGUUUGUAAACUGUUCUCUGGUGAUAGUCGCUGACGGGGGUUACAUUAACUCUUCUGCCGUGUAUGAUCUUGUCCAUCUACCUCACGCCAAACAGGUCGUACACUUGAGGAAGGAGGAGGACUUGCGUGGUGUCGUGUGGGAAGUUCCCGGGUGUCGUGGCUACGUCUUCCUCCUACAUGAUCCAGUGCCUCUCCUAUCAUUUGCAGUCACCUCACUCUCCCUCUGGGACUACCAAGGCAGGUAUGUUGUGGUGGGGGCGACCCUUGAGCAGCUGGAGGACCUCACCCGUACCGCGAAGGGCAGGAAGACUGAACACAUCGUGGGAGUCAUCCAGUCUGGUAGGGAAGGGGAGUGGCUGGUAUACAUGAAUCAGCUGUACUGGGGGACAGGUAUGGGCUUGGUCACCUCCUGGAAGAGAGACAACUUCACCACUCGCCGUUCACCCUUCCCGGACAAGACCUCUGACCUCCGUGGCGCUGUGCUUAAGGUGGUGACGUUCGAGUGGGAGCCGAGUACCUUAUACUAUCGGCAGAGGAACGGCUCGGUGCAUCACCUGUAUGGGCGGGACGUGGAGGUGGUGCGUGCCCUGGCUCCCAUCUUCAACUUCACUAUACAGUUCAUAGAGCCACCGAACGGUGAGCGCUGGGGGAUGCGUCAAGAGAACGGAUCUUGGGGUGGCAUAGUCGGGCUGCUGGGUAGAGGCGAGGCAGACAUGGCCAUCGCAAACUUGUUCAUCAAUACCCUGCUGGGCCGAGACCAGUUCCAGGCCUACAGCACCGCCUUUGACACUGACCAAAGUUGUCUGAUGAUCAGGACUGAGCCGCCACUGCCACAAUGGCAGUCACCUAGUCUGCCCUACACCCUGGAGACGUGGCUCGCCCUCUUGGUGGGUCUUAUCCUCAGUGGCCCCGUCCUCUGCCUCCUGGCCAGGGCAGCUGUGGCCAGCACGGAGGCGGCGGGUAAUGAGUCGAUGGUAUCCCUGACGGUCGCCUAUUCGGACGCCUUGAGAAUUCAUUUCCAGGAGAGCCAGCCUCGCCUGCCUCGCCGCCACAGCCUUCGACUCCUACUUGGCUUCCUGCUGAUCUACGCCAUCAUCCUCCGCAUCGCUUACUCCUCUAACCUGACGGCCUUCCUCACCGUCACGAGGCGACCCGCGGGAAUACAGACACUGAAACAGCUUUAUGAAUCUCCACUCCUCCUAUUUGAAGCCUCAACCUUUCUAAAGGACAGUUUGUUGCAGUCACCCAAUCCUUAUCUCAGGGGUCUGGCAGAGAGACAUGUUGUGGUCAGAGACAUGACCGACAUUAUCCGUGAAAUUAUUAAGGGGCGAGGCGUGUUCAUCCAGAACCGCAGCGCCAUGGAAUUCCUCACCAAUACUCUCCUAGCUUCUUCCAGCAGAGCCGUAGGUGUACGUAUGGUCAAGGAGUGUUACGCCUUCUUCAACGUCGCCGUCGGCCUCCCAACUAACUCGCCUCUCAAAUCCAGCUUAGACCGAGUUAUAAGAUGGAUAUUCGAGAGUGGUUUGGUGAGACUCUGGAAACAAGAGUCUUACAGUCUUAAGAAAAAGAACAAGAAGGAGUUGAAGGGAGAUGGAGCCAGUGAGUCUGACACGAUGGAAGCGAUCAUUACCAGUGACAUGGGUCAGGGUGGCUUAGUACCCCUCAGCCUCGACCACACCCAGAGUAUCUUCUACGUCCUUCUCUUCAGCUACUUAUUAUCAGCUCUCAUGUUCCUCGGAGAGUUAACCUUUGCUAGGAAGAUGUGACUCACUACAGCUUCUCUGAUCGUGUGAAGAUUACCCCCCCACGCCCCCCCCAGCUUAUUUCACUAGAUUAGACACUCCAAUACUAAUUUAACCUUUACAUACUUAAUAACGUUAUAAAAAAUAAUAAACAGUUCAUCACAGCUUGAGUGACGUAUGCAUUCUUCUAGUGUAUUAUUACCAGAAUCAGAUCUUUAAGGAAGGGUGGAUGGUGGAGUAUGACACAAAGGACUGAGUAAAGAUGGUGUAACAGCGAAGGGAACUCUGUGAACACAAACAUGAAAGGCGACUGUAAAUACAAACAACAAAGAACUGGGAAAACACAAACAACAAUGGACUCGGUAAACCCAAACAGCACUAGACUCUGUAAACAUUUCACUACAGUACCACAAAAUACGUAAAUCUACAAGUUAGGUUCAUCUCUCCCUCCUCUAAAUUCCUUUCUAAUGACAGACGAGUUUCAUUAACAACAUAACUUCAAUACAGAAAGGAAAUACAUCAAGAACAACACAAAAUAGUAACAAAGCUGAAACAUAUUCACUCUAGGAAAGGAAAUGUAAGUAGGGGAAGGGGGAGGGGGGUGGUCAGUGUAAAUGAUGAACGUUUGAAGGUCAACAAAUCCGGUUAGUAUGGGAAAGGACAGAACUGCCGACUGCUUUCACGAUUAUAUUGUUUGUUAUUUAUCCCGUCAAUUGUAUUUCUAUCAAAUUAAAAAUAUUAAUUGAGAAUAAACUAAAAUAAAUUGUUCUUGGCGCUGGCGAGAAAUUAUCUACAUAAAGACAAAAUCUUUACAGGAAAUAAAAUCGUAACUGAUAACUUAAACACCUGAGAAUACGUUUUAGGCACAACCAGCGGAUAUAGUGAUGUAUAAUACCAUCAGACCGUGGCGUGAAGCACAAGUGUCAGGCCACAGUCUCGGUAACACCGUCUCUCCUAGUAACUGUAUAUACGUGGCUAACAUCUCCCCACAACUCGACCAUGAUGAAGAAGAGUUUAGUGUUUGUGGUUGUGGUGUGCCUCGCCCUCACUGUGGCAGCCAAGCGUCAACCGUUCGAAGAUUUCAACAGAUACACCAUUGCCAGACUAUUUGUCGAGAUGCCCUGCCGCGAGUGUUACACCCGUUUGACCAAUGGCAAGUGUGUGCGGAACUGGUCCAAGCGAUGCAACCCUAAAAGACCAGUAGUACAGCACGUUUAGGAUGGCCACGCAGGAAGGGCUGAGGCUUCGUUAAGAGCAUUCAAGCAAGGGUAGAGGCUCACUCUAUUAAGACUUAUAAGACUCAGCAAUUUUUGUAUCUUAUGAUCAAGAGAGAAUAAAACUGGAAUAUUGAA